ACGGCAUAUUUGGGAGCCAAAUUAAAAUUCUAAAAUUUCAACUAAAAUUUUUAAACUUCCCACCCAAAAAAAACAAAAACAAAGUAAUCUUCCUAUAAAUAGCAUGAGUGAAGCAUUCAAUACAUUCACCCAAAACAUACUCCUCCACUAAUGGAGGGUCUUCAACCGCCCCACUUCUACCAUACCAUCAGAGGCAGUCCCUCUUUCAUUUUCAUUUUCAUCCCUCCUUCACCUUCUAGCAUCAACACAUGCUCCCUUUUCAUGCCCUCUGAUCUGCAACUAGUAUAGUUGUAAAUGGUGAUUGCAAUCUACCCCCUUGUUGUAAAUGUUCCUUUUUUUUCAGCUUCACUACUCCUGAAACACAAGUACCAGAUACAUCAAGCAUUAAUAUAACCAAAAUAAAUGAAGAACUUAGAAAACGUGUUGUAGAUGUGCUCCUAGAAAUUGCAAAGGAUGGCAAACCUCAGCGUGGCAGUUUCAUCACUCUAGCAGAGAAGUUCAACAUUUCAUCACGCACACUGUAUAACAUAUGAAAUGCAGCGAAGGUACAAAUGCAAUCAGAUCAGCCUAUUGAUGUUACAUGUAAGUGAAAGGGUAAUUCAGGUAGAAUAGGCUAUGCCUAUAGACACAGAAAAGAUGGUUGUUGUGCCACUAAACAAGUUCAAAAAUAUUAAAGCUCUUAGCUUUGCCAUGAAGGUAACCAAGUCUAUUGUGCAUAGAUGGCUUCAGUCAGAAGCCAUUAGGAGACACUCUAGUGCAAUUAAGCCAAUUUUAUGUGAGCGGGGUAAACUUAAGAGACUUAGGUUUUGUUUGGAUAACAUAAUUAAGUCCCAAUACCAUCCCACAAAAUUCAACAUUUUAUUACUGUUAUGAUACCAUUUAUAUUGAUGAAAAGUGGUUCAACAUAACAAAAACCUUGAUCACUUUCCACAUGCUACCAGCCAGAUGAAAUUGAUCUUUAUAGAACAUUACAGUCUAAGAGGUAUCUGUUAUUUUAAUAUCAAACAUCAUUAUAUUUUAUGAACUUAAUAACAAGCACCCAAAACCAUUGAAUGUACAUUAUUAUCACAUUGCACACUAACACACCACAGACAAUAGGCUGACCAUGCAUGUAUUGUACAUAAAUUUCCAGCACACACCACAUAAAAGUAAGCCUCCAACAUAUAAAUGGGUGGCAUUACAGAACACACAUGAAGAUGAAUGUAAAAGAAACUUGCAUCAUCAGUUUGCCUUAUUAAAAUAUCAUGAAACAAUUUAAUAAAAUAAGCAUACUAAAACGUAAAUUGAAGGAUACACUGUCUGUAUUGGGCCAAUUUUCCCGAAUCCCAUGUUGGUUCUUCAUAGAAGAUUUCAAGAUCCGAUAUAUCUCUUCAAUCUCCCUCGAGGUAACCGAAUCCUCAUCUUCUUCCUUGCCUUCCCACUCAUCUAUAGAAUCUAGAGGGUAUCCUCCUCCAAAAUACUUUUUCCGAAAGUGCCAAGUCGGAUCUAUUUCUAAAGAUUCAAAUCCAGAAACUUACAUGUCAUACCACCAACAAUCAGUAUGGCUUGGCGAUUGAAAAGGAUUUGGAGGAGGAGACCUCUCUUCAAUUCCUCGCCAUUCGUAAGUAAAUGGAAGUUGGGCAUUGAGGGAUCUGAAGGUCCCAUUUGUAGUGGGGUGAAAAGCAGAGUUGGAGCUACAUUGAGAGGGGCGUGUGGGUAUGGGAAGAAAACAAAACAAUGGUAUGGAGCGGAUGGCACGACAGCGCUAAGCUUCGCGUGGUUCAACGAAGGACGCUCUUGCGGGCAAUGCUUCGAGAUAAAAUGUGACUAUGCCGCCUACCCUCAAUGGUGCAUACGCGGCACAUCUGUCACCGUCACCGUAACCAAUUCUUGCCCCUCCGGGGGUUGGGGUUGGUGCAACCCUCCCCGCAAACACUUCGACAUGGCCAUGCCCGCUUGGUUGAAGAUUGCUAAAUAUAGAGCCGGGAUCGUCCCCGUACUUUACAGAAGGGUGCGUUGCAAGAGGCACGACGGGGUGAGGUUUACGGUAAACGGCAUAAACGAGUACUUCAGUAUGCUGUUGAUAUCGAAUGUGGGUGGAGCCGGGGCGGUGAGGGCGGUGAGCUUCAAGAGCGGGAAGGAUAAGGUGUGGAGGCCGAUGCAGAGAAACUGGGGGCAAAAUUGGAACAUGGAUCCACGGUUCAAGGGGCAGGCACUGUCUUUCAGGGUCACAACGGAGGACGGCCACACCAAAACUUUUUGGAAUGCUCUCCCAUAUGCUCAUGCCACCGCCUAUGGAGGAGCCAAUGAUUCCCACACAAUGGGGAGGGCGUGUGGGAAUGAGAAGCCAAGUAAAGAAUGGCAUGGAAGGGAUAACAUUGCAGCAGUAAGCGGCGCAUUGUUCAAUAAUGGGAGCUCUUGCGGGCAAUGCUACCAGAUCAAAUGUGUGAGUCCCGGAUUGUGCAGACUUGGCAGUCCAUCUGUCACCGUUAUGGCCACCGAUCUUUGCCCGCCAAACUAUGCGGCUCCUCCUAGCGGCGGCGGCUGGUGCAACCCUCCACUCAAACACUUUGCCGUGGCACGGCCUGCUUGGUUAAAGAUUGUGAUGAAUUUCGAAGCCGGAAUCAUUCCCAAGAACGACAACAAUGGAGUUUAUAUCGUCUACAUGGGCGCCGCUGCCCGGACGAAUGAGGCUCACGCUGAGCUCGUCGCCUCCGUCACUGAGAGCGACGCGCUGGUGCACACCUACACCAACGGGUUCUCGGGCUUUGCGGCCCGUUUAACCGAGGAAGAAGCCCGGUCCAUCGCUCGGAGGCCCGGUGUUCUGUCCGUUUUUCCCGACCCGGUUCUCCAAGUCCAUACCACCCGGUCAUGGGAUUUCUUGGAAUCGUUUUUGCCGCCUCUACAAUCUCCAUUGUCAUCAAGCUCGUCUACUUCAUCUCCAUCAACCGACACCAUCAUCGGCUUCCUGGAUACAGGGAUUUGGCCGGAAUCUCCUAGUUUCAAUGACUACGGGAUGGGACCCAUCCCGCCACGCUGGAAAGGAAUUUGCCAGGAUGGAUAUGAUUUCAAUGCUUCCCUCUCUUGCAAUAGGAAAAUAAUUGGCGCGAGAUACUACCCAGAGUCAAAGAGGGUUGCACGGAGAGGGUCGGCGAGAGACCACUUCGGGCACGGGACCCACGUUGCCUCCACGGCGGCUGGGUCCCUGGUCGAGGGAGCGUCUUACCACGGCGUGGCUUCAGGGACGGCCCGAGGCGGGUCCCCUUCCUCGAGGAUCGCAAUGUACAAAGUGUGCGACGAGUACGGAAUAUGCAUGGGGUCGGAGAUACUCAAGGGGUUCGAUGAUGCCAUCAAGGACGGAGUUGACGUGUUGUCGGUGUCUCUCGGUAGUGGGCCCGGUGGCGGGACGAAGCCCAAUUUCGUGGAGGACCCAGUCGCCUUUGGGUCCUUUCACGCGGUCGAGAAAGGCAUCGCCGUCGUCUGCUCUGCCGGGAACAGCGGGCCCUUCCCCGGUAGCGUUGAAAACGAAGCUCCGUGGGUCCUCUCCGUUGCCGCCUCGACUCUCGACCGACGCUUUGAGUCGCCGGUCGUCCUUGGGAGACGCAAUAAAGUCAUUAUUCAGGGGGGAGGCAUUCAUUAUGGGAGACUGAGGAAAGGAGCGGCGUACGGGUUGGUUACGGGGGCAUUGGCGAAGAAGAAUAACGCGAGCGAGAGCAAUGCAAGUGCGUGUUUUCUGAGCGCAUUGGACCCGGCCAAGGUGAAAGGGAGAAUCGUGGUCUGUGAGGGGGGAUUUUCACUGCCGGUCGAAGCGGCGGAGGUGGUGAAAGCCCUCGGCGGCGUUGGAAUUAUACAAAUAGUUAACAAUGGUGAUUUGUUCAUGGCCCCGCAGUAUAAUGCUUUAUCCGGCUCUACUGUCUCCCAGGCCCAAGCCGCCCAAAUUUUCACAUACCUUAACUCCACCAGGGACCCAGUUGCAACAAUUCUCCCAACUGGAACAAAAAUAGGAUACCAACCAGCUCCAGUGCCGGACAUAACUGCACCGGGGGUUGACAUUCUAGCAGCUUGGCCAUCCCCCAGCAAGAAACUUCCCGGUUACAACAUAAUCUCCGGCACUUCCAUGUCAUGCCCCCAUGCCUCCGGUGUCGUUGCCACCAUCAAAGCACGCCACCCGACGUUUAGCGUCUCCGCUAUCAAAUCUGCCAUUAUGACCACAGCAACACAGACGAACAACAUGGACGCCCCGAUAACAACCACGUACAGGUCGGCCGCGACGCCGUACGACAUCGGCGCGGGACAACUCAACCCGGCCUCGGCACUGGACCCCGGGCUCGUGUACGAGACCCGGACCGAAGACUACGUGACGUUCCUGUGCGCGACGGGCUACAACACGACGCAGAUCCGGCUCAUCUCCUCGACGGUCCCGAAGCACUUCCGGUGCCCCGAGAACUCGUCCCCCGAGGCUUCGAUCUCGAACGUCAACUACCCCUCGAUAGCCGUCUCGAGGCUGAGAAAGGGCGAGACGAGGACCGUCACGAGAACGGCGACCAAUGUCGGGGACGACGAGGACUCGGUGUACGUCGCGACAGUAGAGGCGAUGGCGGGGAUCGAGGUGGGGGUGACCCCGAACGAGUUGGUGUUUAGUAGAGGGAGAAAGAAGGUGAGCUACAGUGUGACUCUCACUGCUAUGGCAACAAUGGAGAAGGACGUGUUUGGGUCAAUCACAUGGAGCAAUGGGAAGUAUGAUGUGAGGAGUCCAAUUGUUGUGAGUCAUGAGUCCGUCUUCUUCAAUUAAGUUUAUGAAAAAUAGUCGUAAAUCAAUAAUAGAAUAAAGG
Messenger RNA from Cuscuta campestris, 4811 nucleotides. Lineage: Eukaryota; Viridiplantae; Streptophyta; Magnoliopsida; Solanales; Convolvulaceae. The record is from the annotation of a GenBank genome assembly.